Messenger RNA from Schistosoma guineensis, 982 nucleotides. NCBI's taxonomy places the organism in Eukaryota, Metazoa, Platyhelminthes, Trematoda, Strigeidida, Schistosomatidae. The record is from the annotation of a GenBank genome assembly.
CAACAAUGAAAAAUCUAAAAAAAAGAAAACGUAUGGUUGUCACUUAUUGUCAAGAAAUAAAUAAGUAGGCUAAAUAAUUAAAUUUUGAAAGAAAAAUAUUUUUGAAUAAUAUAAUUUAUAAAUUCUAAAAUCGAUUUUAUACUUUCCAACGAUGCUUUUAUGGAUUUUCAUUUCAUCAGAUAUGUAUGUGUAUUUAUUAAAUCUGGUUGGGGACAGCUCGGAACCAAUCAGACGAUUUGGACUUCGCAAAUGACCUAGACACCAUAUCCAUACACACGAACAAAUGCAGAUGAAGACAACCAGUGUAGAAACAUCUUCUGCAUCAAUAGACCCCAACAUACACAAAGGAAAUAGCAAGAUCCUCAAGUACAACAAGGAUAUCACCAAUCCAACUACACUUGAUGGGGAAACUCUGGAAAGUGUGGAAUCUUUCAUGCAUCUGCGAAGCAUCAUCGAUGAACAAGGAGAGUUGGAUGCAGACAUUAUGGCGAGGAUUAGUGAAGCAAAAGCCGUAUUCCUACAGUUGAAUAACAUAUGGAACUCAAAACAACUGUCAACCAAUAUCAAAGUCAGAAUCUUCAAUACGAACGUUGAAGCAGUUCUAUUGUAUAUAGCUGAAACUUGGAGAACUGCUACAACCAUCGUGAAGAACGUGCAAGUAUUUAUAAAUAGUUGUCUACACAAGAUACUCAAUAUCCUUUGACUGGAUACCAUCAGCAACAGCCUACUGUGGGAGAGGGCGAAGCAGGUCCGAUCUGAAGAGGAAAUUAGGAGAGGACGUUGGAAGUGAAUAGAACAUACAUAAUAGUAAUCACCAAACUGCAUCACGAGGCAAGCCGUUGCUUGGAAUGAUGAAGGGAAGCGGAGAAGUGGAAGAGCAAAGAACACAUGACGUCGGGAAAUAGAAGGAGAUAUGAAAAGGAUAAAUAACAAGUGGAAAGAGCUGUAAAGGAUUGUCUAGAACAUUGUUGGAUGUAGAGUG